AGGAUCGGUUCUAUCUCAGCUAUAAACGACGCGUAUUCCAACACUGCAUAACUAGCGCGAAUUUCCACGCAUUUUUUUUCGCCAAUUUGCAUUUUGUUCCUUGUGUUUUACGGAAAUACUAUAAAAAUGCCCAAAACAAAGAAGCAAGAUUCUGGCUCAGAUAGCGAUAGCGGCCCUGAUGACCGAAACAAGCCGGCAAGCAAAAAGGCUAAGGAAUCGCCUGCUCCAAAGUCGGCUCGGCAAGAUUCCGGAGGAAAUGACACCACCACUUGGACCCUGGAAGGACUUCGCCAGGUGCGAAUCAACGAGUUCCGCGGCCGCAAAAUGGUGGACAUUCGCGAGUUCUAUGAAAAGGGCGGCGAAACUCUGCCCGGCAAGAAGGGCAUCUCCUUAUCUGUAAAGCAAUGGAAAAAACUCCUUGAAGUGGCUGAAGAAGUCACCCGCGCCGUCGAGAAUUAAUUCUAGUUCAUCCACAUUGCAAACUCAGCCUAGCGGCUUCCAUAUGUACAUACAUAGUUACUAUAGACCACGUUCAGCAUCAUUUAACUGGGACUUAUCCAGUGAAUAAGCGUUAUCUUAGGCACUUGUAUUCGAAAAUCUGUAUUUUCACAGAUGGCGAAACAUUAAUAAAUGAUCAAAUUAAUUGCCUAA
Drosophila erecta is the source of this 651-nucleotide messenger RNA. RefSeq names its product RNA polymerase II transcriptional coactivator (gene Ssb-c31a). Gene Ontology annotation, biological process: positive regulation of transcription initiation by RNA polymerase II. NCBI's taxonomy places the organism in Eukaryota, Metazoa, Arthropoda, Insecta, Diptera, Drosophilidae. Gene Ontology annotation, molecular function: transcription coactivator activity; DNA binding. Gene Ontology annotation, cellular component: nucleus; transcription regulator complex. The record is from RefSeq and is a predicted model, not a curated record. The transcript has 2 exons. The coding region runs from base 127 to 459 and encodes 110 amino acids.